Messenger RNA from Panonychus citri (citrus red mite), 1959 nucleotides. It is a transcript of the gene AsnRS, whose product is annotated as asparagine--tRNA ligase, cytoplasmic-like. The coding region runs from base 116 to 1834 and encodes 572 amino acids. The transcript is spliced from 5 exons. Gene Ontology annotation, molecular function: ATP binding; asparagine-tRNA ligase activity; nucleic acid binding. Lineage: Eukaryota; Metazoa; Arthropoda; Arachnida; Trombidiformes; Tetranychidae. Gene Ontology annotation, cellular component: cytoplasm. The record is from RefSeq and is a predicted model, not a curated record. Gene Ontology annotation, biological process: asparaginyl-tRNA aminoacylation.
UUCUCCAAUUUUGAUUGUGUGUCAAGUUGAAAAAAUUGAACACAUGUUUGAUUUAAUUUGGUUUAAAUUGUUCAUUUAAUUUUGACAACCAAUUUUUAAUAUAAUUCAAUUAAAAAUGUCUGCGCCAAGUGAGGAAGAAAUCGCAAGAGCUAAAUUAGAUAAAUUAUCUCUGUAUACCAGUGAAUCGCGUGGAAAUGAUGAAACCGGUGAUGGUAGUGCUGAUAAUCCAUUUAAAACUGUUCAACGAGCUGUUAAACAAUCAGUUGAGCUUAAGAAUGAAAAUGUUGAUGUUUUUAUGGAUCCAAAGGAAGGUGAAAUUGCCGGUGAUGGUGGUAAAUAUGUUCAGGUUCCCAAAACUCAGGUGAAGAAGAUUAGGAAAACGUGUGUACGAGACACGUAUAAAACUGAUAAGCCUGUCGUAGAUGUGGAAGCCAAGAAAGCUGAAGAGGAAGCAAGAACUGAGAAAAAUCUUGAAGAUGCUAAAAAAAUAACCAUCUCAUUAGAUGCUAGUUUACCGAUGGAAAUAACCAAGAUCCGUAAUUGUUGUAAUUUAAGAGGUAAACGGGUUAAAAUCAAUGGUUGGGUUCAUCGGUUAAGAAGACAAGGAAAAUCAUUAAUGUUUCUACUCUUACGUGAUGGAAGUGGCUUCUUACAAUGUGUCCUUAAUGGGAAACUUUGUCAAACAUAUGAUGCUCUUAUUUUACAAACUGAAGCUUCGGUUACCGUUUAUGGUACACUUAAAGAGGUUCCCGAUGGUAAAGCAGCACCCGGAGGACAUGAAUUGGUCUGUGAUUAUUGGUUAUUAAUCACAAACGCUCCUGCAGGAGGAAUCGAUCAUGUUUUCAAUGCUGAAUCAUCGGUUAGUGUGCAAAUGGAUCAACGUCACCUAAUGUUAAGAGGGGAAAAUAUAUCGAAAAUUAUGAAAGUUCGAGAUAUUGUUGUUCAAUCGUUUCGAAAUCAUUACCAUGAUAAAGGUUAUUUUGAAGUUACUCCUCCAACAUUAGUCCAAACUCAAUGUGAAGGUGGAUCAACUCUAUUUAAGUUCUCAUACUUUGGUGAAGAGGCUUAUCUAACUCAAUCAUCUCAACUCUAUUUGGAGACUGUAAUUCCUGCUCUUGGUGAUGUUUAUUGUAUUGCUCAAUCAUAUCGAGCUGAACAAUCACGAACUCGUCGUCAUCUUGCUGAAUAUACACACAUAGAGGUGGAAAGGCCUUUUAUUACAUUCGAUGAGUUACUCAAUGAUUUAGAAGAUUUAAUUGUCGAUGUUGUUGAACGAACUUUGGCUAAUCCAGUUGCAGCUGAGAUUCUUAAAGAAUUAAAUCCUAAUCUAAUUGUACCAAAAAAACCUUUCAAACGAAUGAACUAUUCUGAUGCCAUUGAUUAUCUUAAGAAAAAUAACAUUACCAAAGACGAUGGAUCUUUUUACGAAUUUGGUGAAGAUAUACCUGAAUUACCUGAGAGAAAAAUGACCGAUCAAAUUAAUGAGCCGAUUCUCUUGUGCCGUUUUCCCGCUGGUAUCAAAGCCUUUUACAUGUCUAAAUGUACCGAGAAUAGUUCAUUAACUGAAUCGGUUGAUGUUUUGAUCCCAGGAGUUGGUGAGAUCGUCGGUGGUUCAAUGAGGAUUUGGAAAGACGAUGAACUCACUGAAGCCUUCAAAGUAGCUGGAGUUGAUCCAGCUCCGUAUUAUUGGUACACCGAUCAACGGAAAUUUGGCUCUUGUCCCCACGGUGGUUAUGGCCUUGGAUUGGAAAGGUUAAUCACCUGGAUCUGUAAUAGAGAUCACAUUCGAGACACUGUUCUCUAUCCUCGAUACAUUUCCCGAUGUACACCUUGAGAGAAAACUAAUCGAAAAUUAAACUUCGAUCAUGAUUAUGAAAUAAUGAUUUUCGUUUGAUGUUUCAUAUUAAUAACAAUAAUCAUUAUCGCAAUUUAUUUGCGCUCAUAAUCAAUUCUAUUCUA